Molecule: messenger RNA, 12763 nt
Organism: Coregonus sp. 'balchen'
Lineage: Eukaryota; Metazoa; Chordata; Actinopteri; Salmoniformes; Salmonidae
Source: the annotation of a GenBank genome assembly
CCUCGCGGAAGUAAGGCAAAGUUCAUCCUGAUAGCUGUCAACACUCGAGUCGUUGUCCUGCUGUCUUCGAAGACUACCAGCACAGUUUUGAAUCUGGACAAAAUCCAGAACUAUUUAAUAAUGUCUGCGCCUUUGGCUUUCGACGGGAAAGUUGUUGUUGUCACUGGGGCCGGUGGAGGUAAAUGACAGCUAAAUUUUGCUAACAUAGCUAUCUAACGUUAGCUAGCUUUCUUCAUUGGGAUAUGCUCAUCUUGUUAGCUAGCUACGCUGUGCAAGGUGGUGUUGUGUUUUAGUGGUGGUUGACAUGGUUGUGAAUCCAUUGUAGGGAUUGUGGCCAGGGGUAGUCUUAUUCGUCUGGUAGCAACAGUGGCUAACUAACUAGCUAUCCUAACCAGCAGCAGUACUUGGUGGCUAGGUUAGGUGCUAUGUCAGAAAGUAGCCAGCUAGCUACUGUAACAAGUUGCUCACUGUUGUCAUUGUUGCAACACUUUAUGCUUGAAUCUGAUAUUGCUCGGCCAUACAGAACAAGGUACAUUUUGUGAAUUCAAGAUCCUUUUAUGUGAGACUGCAUUCUUGCAACAAAGUACCCAGCAGCCCAUCCACGCAUGAAGAAGGCAACAUGUGCUGUGCUGGGCACUUUGCUGCAACAAUAAGUCUUACUUAAUAUUAUUUUACUUUUUCAUUUGACCAAAUAUCAACUUACACUUGUUUCCAUAGGACUUGGGAGAGAAUAUGCAUUGGCAUUUGGUGAGAGGGGCGCCUCGGUAGUUGGUAAGUAUUGCGAAUGUAUAUUUUUAAGAUAUACAUGAAAUAAGCUGGAAACUAUCCAGAAAAUAUGCUGUUCAAUGCCUGAUUCUUGGUUUAACUGUUUGUCUUUUCUCUGCACACAGUUAAUGACCUUGGAGGAGAUAUUAAAGGGGGAGGGAAGAGCUCCGCUGCUGCUGAUAAAGUCGUGGAAGAGAUAAAAGCUAAGGGAGGCAAAGCAGUGGCUAACUACGGUGGGUAGUUUGGACCAAGUUAUCUAACUCUAUUUGAACUUUUGCACAUGGUUCAAGAGUCUUGCGUGGCCAACCUUCCAAAUCCUGUCUAGAGUCCUGGAAUCUGAAGUUGGGUUCAAGGCUAUGUGGGCAGGUUACAGGGCAAAAUCACAGCCUUGAUACAGUCUCAAAUUCCAUCCUUCCAGUGUCCAAUUUUAUUUCCUUAUGGUUUUGAGCCCUCAAUGAAACUACCACUGUAGACAUCCAGAACUGUUUAGGAGCAUUAUAUCAGCUGUGAAAAGAAGCCAUGCAGAUUUGUCUACUGUUUGAUGUUUCCCUUUUCUACCUGGCCAACCAGAAGAGUGUGGACUGGUUUCUUCCUUCCGAGAGAGUUUCUUUGCCUCACACCUUCGCUAGUCCUUUUGGGGGUUUAUUCUCAUGUUUGUCAACGUGCUCAUAUUUGGCCCCACAGAUUCUGUAGAGGAUGGUGAGAAACUGAUCCAGACUGCCCUGGAUGCUUUUGGGAGAAUAGGUGCGUUUUCAGACAACUGAUUUCCUUGUUUAAAACCAAUAACACUAUGCACAUUUAACAAGAAUCUGACACAUAUUAUGGCUGAUGGUGUUACCUCAAGCAUGAUUAGAUGUUCAGGCUUGAUUGAGCACAUAAUUACAUGUUGAUGUGCAAAUGGUUUGUUUUGGCAUCUUACAGUACAUGAUUUGGUGAUGAUAACAAUUGUCUUAAGAAUUUCGAGAUUAUUUAAACAGACCUGUUGCUUAUCUUUUCCAGAUAUUGUUGUUAAUAAUGCUGGGUAAGAAUGCUAUUCAUCUCAAGCCUUUCAAUUAAUCAGAUUAGAUAUGAACACUUUUUGCUAAAUAAACUAAACUGUAGUAUUUCAGAUGGACAUGUGACAUGGAAAACUAUUCCAUUUACUCAGUGUAUAUAAUUGACCUCUUCUCUAUAAGAAGUGAAGGACAACCUGUUUUGUUAUUGAUUUCAAGGAUACUUCGGGAUCGUUCUUUUGGCAGAACGAGUGACUUGGAUUGGGGUGAGGAGUUUAUUUCUCAGAGUACACAUAAAUUCAUUCUGUGUCCAAUCAUCACGAAAGGAGAAUAUUGCAUAUUAAACAGUCAUAUGGAAUGAAUGAUAAAUGUCUAUCAGGCUGGAGAAGCGCUUUACUUCCAAGGACUUUAGCAUAGAGAAAUGAUUGACAAAUACAGUCGAGGUCUGAGUAGUAGUAAUUUGAUAGAACAGGAUAACCCCCACAUAGUUAUUGUAAUGCAACAUUCAUGCCCUGUAUUUCAGACCUCAUCCAUAGAGUCCACCUGAGAGGCUCCUUCAUGGUCACUAGAGCUGCCUGGAACCAUAUGAAGAACCAGAAGUUUGGGAGGUGAUGUCAAGGGUCAGACCCAGCACCAUGUUGCCUAUGUGAAGGGAAGUAAAGCUGACUGUUCUGCUGAAUCCCAAAUCGUAGCCUAGAGCAGACUCUGCAGUCCUGUAGAUCAGUGUGGAUUGGAUAGGAAUAAGUAAGUCUUCUGAUAGCCUGGUUGGAGUUCUCACCACCGUAUUGCUGUCAUCUAUUCCAGGGGUUCUCAAAGUGGGGUCCGCAGAGGUACUUCAGGGGGUCCGCGGCCAGAUCCCCCCCCCCAAAAAAAAUAUAUAUCUAUAUAAAUUUUUUUGUGUGAAUAUUACCAACAAUAAAAUAUUAAUUCUGACCAAGGGAUCUGUGGAAUAAGUUUAGAGGGUGUAAUACGAUGGUAAUAUUUAUUAAUCUACAAUUUGUUGUUAACCCUGGGCAACAUGGCCCUGGGAGGCUCACAGGGAUAUUGGUAUCCACAGUACUACACCAAUUAUACAUUUUUCAACUCAAUACUUUUAGCUGCAACAACAAUCUCUGCCCGAUGACAAUGUAUAGAAUUGCAGGAAAUUUGCUUGAAAAAUGAGUAACCGAUGCCAAGAGAUGGGCCUUUAAAAUGUUCCUUCUCAGGGCCCGAGACUUGGUUUGUCCGGCCAUGCACUGCCAGUCAUAGUAAAACUCACUGUAUGCUAUUUUUAUCGCACUCAAGUUUGACAUUUUAGUCAUUUAGCAGACUCUCUUAUCCAGAGCGACUUACAAUUAGUGAGUGCAUACAUUUUUCAUACUGGCCCCCCGUGGGAAGUUGUGUUCUUAUUAUGAGGGGGUCCCUGAUGAAUUUGCUAUCACAAAAGGGGGCCCCGGGCCCAAAACGUUUGAGAACCCCUGAGCCAUUAAAUCAUUUCAGAUCAUAAGCAGUGCCUAGGGCUUGAUUCAGAAUUCCUUUUGUACAUUCAAUCAAUCCAGCUCUCCUACUAAGCACAAGCCAAACAACAAUUAGGUAAUGACCGGUGCAGAGUAUAGAGCAUGACUUUGUAGAUCUGUUUCAGGUUUUAGCACAGGUGGGCCCUGCCUGAGAUUAAUGUAGAGAAAUCCAUCCUUAUGAUACCCUUUGAAUUGCAGCAACGGCACCAAGAAUAAGUGAGAAAACGGUCUUAAAAAUGUCCUUGAAUUGUUUUUAGGUGGUUGUUAGCUUUUGACAGGCAGCGAAGUGGACAGAUUUCUUAACUAUUGUUAUUGCCGCACGCCUGAAACAGCCGUGGCACGUUAAUUCAACACCGUCGCACUGAAUUAGACUGACGCGCCACGGUUGCCCUGUCUGUGCCCAGGAUCAUCAUGACGUCAUCGGCUGCUGGCAUCUACGGCAAUUUUGGGCAGGCAAACUACAGCGCGGCGAAGCUGGGCCUGCUGGGAUUGGCCAACACCCUAGCCAUCGAGGGCCAAAAGUACAACAUCCACUGCAACACCAUCGCCCCAACCGCAGGCUCGCGCCUCACAGAGACUGUUAUGCCCCCAGGUCAGAGGAGCCGCUGAGAAACGGCUAAGCAGCACACAUUACUGGGUCAUCUUAUUAAGACUCAACGAUUUGAGUUGAUCUGUUGUGUAAUAUAGCAAUGAGUUACUAGUGCUUGACAUUGACUGAUGGGUGCCUGUACUCAUUCUGGGUGCCGGUGUAGUUUACAUUUAGGUUCAGGAGCUCUACGAUACUUUUGCGCUAAUAUUCUAUUAAAGCAAUAAGGCACCUCGGGUGUGGUGUAUGGCCGAUAUACCACGGAUAAGGGCUGUUCGUGUUGCGUCGCGCAUAAGGAGUGCCUGGAUACAGCCUUUGCCGUGGUAUAUUGGAAAUAUACCACAAACCCCAGAGGUGCCUUAUUGCUAUUAUAAACUGGUUACCAACAUAAUUAUAGCAGUAAAAAUAAAUGUUUCGUCAUACCUGUAGUAUAAGGUCUAAUAUACCAUGGCUUUCAGCCAAUCAGUAUUCAGGGCUCAAACCACCCAGUUUAUAAUAGAGGAACAGGAGCUCAAGCAGUAGAACAUUUGAGGUGUCGGUACUCUGCUCCAGUGAGCUCCUGCCUAAGUCAAGCACUGUGUGUUGCAUCAUGUAAUAUUAUCAUGUAAAUGUGUUUCUAAAGUUACCUGCUAUUGUCAAACGACUGUGCUCACAAACUGAGUAAACAGAGAUUAGUCAUGCGUUCUGAAAAUUACGUUUAUUUGUGGAUUGGGCAUUUAAUGAGGUUGUAGAUUGCUUUUGAGGCCUCUGCUUGGCAGACUGGCGUCUGUGAUUUUCUUCUCUGGUGUCUGCCAUGUGAUGCCCUUUUAUACCCCAUAUGAAAGUUGUGUGAUAUUGUCCCAUAGGUCAAGUAACAUGAAUUGCCCUACAGUGUGAUAUUGGUCCAUAUGUCAGGUUACCUUCAUUGCCCUACAGCACACGUGUCAAACUCAUUCCACGGAGGGCCGAGUGUCUGCGGGUUUUUGCUCCUCCCUUGUGCUUGAUUGCUGAAUUAAGGUCGCUAUUUAGAAAGGAACUCCCCGCACCUGUUUGUCUAGGUCGUCAUUGAAAAGGAAAAACCAAAAACCUGCAGACACUGGGCCCUCCGUGGAAUGAGUUUGACACCCCUGCCCUACAGUUUAAGAGACAGAUUUUUAGAUUUUUUUUUUUUACAAUGUUUGGAAUCAAAGUGCUGGUAUAUCACCACAAUGUGUAUACCUUUCAUGUUGUUAUUAUUAGCAACUAACCACUUCACGUUUUCUGUGGUAGAUCUGUUGGAGUCCUUGAAAGCAGAAUACGUGGCUCCCCUAGUUCUGUGGCUGUCUCAUGACCAGUGUCAGGAAAAUGGAGGUCUGUUCGAGGUUUGUAAGAGAACUGUAUGAAAUGUUCACUAUGCCUUUAAAACCGUAUCGGCUUACUCCAAAUCCUUACUGAUUAUUCUGUUAAUGUUCUCUCCCUGUUAAGGUUGGCGCUGGCUGGAUUGGAAAAUGUGAGUAGAAUUAAUUAUUCUCCUUUUGGGAGUAUUUUCAAUGUUCUACAACCAUUUAUUUUCCACUAAUGUGUUUGUUUGUAGUGCGCUGGGAGCGUUCACAGGGCUGCAUUGUGAGGAACAAGAACCAAGGCAUGUCUCCUGAGACCGUACGAGACCAGUGGGACAACAUCUGUGACUUCACCAAUGCCACCAAACCUGCCAACAUCAAUGGUAAUUAAGUCAAGCAGACCUUGGACCGAACACCUACGCUGGUAUAUUUUGCCUCUGCCAGAUAUGUUACUGAUAAUAGUAAUUGACUUAUACACAGAUAUAUUGAAUUUAAACUAAGAUACGGUUUGACACGGUAGAUGUAAAUUAAACAAUGGAAUAAUAUUCCACCUGCAGUAAAGGCUAGAACUCUUUGGUGCUGUAACAGUUGAGGCAGUGUAACAACCUUUGGUGCUGUAACAGUUGAGGCAGUGUAACAACCUUUGGUGCUGUAACAGUUGAGGCAGUGUAACAACCUUUGGUGCUGUAACAGUUGAGGCAGUGUAACAACCUUUGGUGCUGUAACAGUUGAGGAAGUGUAACAACCUUUGGUGCUGUAACAGUUGAGGAAGUGUAACAACCUUUGGUGCUGUAACAGUUGAGGCAGUGUAACAACCUUUGGUGCUGUAACAGUUGAGGCAGUGUAACAACCUUUGGUGCUGUAACAGUUGAGGCAGUGUAACAACCUUUGGUGCUGUAACAGUUGAGGCAGUGUAACAACCUUUGGUGCUGUAACAGUUGAGGCAGUGUAACAACCUUUGGUGCUGUAACAGUUGAGGCAGUGUAACAACCUUUGGUGCUGUAACAGUUGAGGCAGUGUAACAACCAAUUUCAUGGGAGAAGGUCCAAGUUCUACACAGUAUGCUGCAGUGUAAACAAAGGGUGGAACACCAGGGCUCAAACCUCUGAGAGAAGAGAAAACAAGCUAGCAAUCCAGUGAACAAACUCAUUGGCUUGUGCUGCUAUGACACGGCAGGUCAAUUACACCACUGCUAUUCCCCCUAGUCUUUGAAUAAAGAGCAAAGUACAGUAUUGAGCGGUGCGGAGCGCCUUCGGGUCAGACACGAGAACAUGGCAAGUGUUCAUCAUUAUUCUCUUUCCUCCCUCGGCUUGCCCUCAGAUGUGCCGCAGCAUGGGGGUGGCAGCCUCCAGAGGAGCGCCUCAUUACCAUGAUUUUGUAGUGCUCCUCAUUUGUACCUUAUUAGAGGACAUGUUGCCGUCUUUGUUCGAUAACAGCAUUAUUGAGUGGCUGUAAUGAAUCUCCCUCUUUUCCCCAGAGUCCCUGGCCACAUUGGUGGAGGUGCUGUCAAGACUGGAGACUGAUGAGGGAAUCGUCCCCAACCCCACCAGCGCUAUGACCACUGCUGCAUCUGGGAUCAGUCCUGUGAGUGUAGAGUUCAACAGUACUAGGCUGGAAUGAAGUGACAUCAUGCCUGUUGGUGACAGAUGGCCCAUAAUGAUGCUCUGUGGUCUCCUACUGUAGACCAUGUCUUCAAAGACAUCUGUUUGGACGCAUGAUGAGUAACCGCAUGGCUGGCGUCACUUCAUACUGUGCUGACUGUAGCUGUGCUUGCCUUCAGCUGGAGGCAGUGGGACAGAAGCUUCCGGAGUCUACCUUCAGCUACUCCCACACUCAGUGCAUCCUGUAUGCCCUGGGAGUGGGCCUGUCCACCAAGGAUGACCAACACCUCAAGUUCCUGUACGAGGGCCACGAGGACUUCAGCUGUCUGCCCACCUUCGGGGUCAUCCCCUCCCAGGCGGCCAUGAUGGACGGAGGGCUAGGCUCCGUGCCUGGACUCAACUUUGACUUCACCAGGGUAAAAGCUCCAGGAAACAAUCAGAAUCAUCUUUAUUUACUGUAGAAUUUACAAAGUUGACAUGCAUUAUAUAGAAAAUAGAUCUUAUCCCAUACAGAAGUGGCAAGCAACCGUUGCUGUUCUCACACAUUUCAUUUAGUGGGUAAAUAAUGCAUUUUGAUAGCUUAAAACAUUUUAUAUUGCUUGGAGCAAAGACUUUUGUAACCAUAACCAUUUUACUCCCCGUUUUGUUCUGAUAUUGUCACUCUCAGUUGUUGCAUGGAGAGCAGUAUCUGGAGCUUUUCAAACCAUUACCCACCUCAGGUAUGUGCGCCCAUUACAGAUUCUAAGUAUCUCUGAGCACAACAUUUUCUGCUUACAAAAGCCUGUGAUUUUUAAAGUAAUUUGUCUGCAUUUGCAGGAAAACUGACCUCUCAGGCUACAAUCGCAGAUGUGUUAGACAAAGGAUCUGGAGCAGUCAUUCUGCUGGAUGGUUAGUUUGUUACACUUCCUUGUCCCUGAGAAUUGUGUAAUAAUAAUGUUAAGGGUAUAUGAGUGAUGUUCCACAGGGUUGCAUGAGAUGAGCAAAGAAAUUACUCAGUGGUAUUAAUUAAACAAAUAGCGGAGGAACUCUAAAAAUUUGGAAUGGACCUGAUAUUAAAGCAAGGAAAUUAAAGGCAUGCAGUCUAAAGAUUCUUUCAGAAAAACAUGAAAGAAUAUUUUAUUUUCUCCUGUGGAAUGUAAAAAGAAACAAUGUUUUUCAUUAUUGAUAAAAUAAAUACAUAUUUAGCAGGCGCUUUUAUCCAGAGUGAUUUAGUCAUGUGUGCCCAUUUUAAGUAUGGGUUGUCCCUGGAGUCGGAUCCACUGUCCUGGCAUGGCAAGCACCAUGCUGUACCAACUGAGCUACAGAGGACCAGUUGUGAGAUAACAUUGUCUUUCUCCACAGUCCACACGUACAGUGGUAAAGAGCUGCUGUGUUACAACCAGUACUCUCUGUUCAUCGUGGGGGCUGGUGGCUUUGGAGGAAAGAGAACAUCUGAUAAAGCAAUGGUAACAAGUAAUCUGCUAACACCACCAAUGCUUUCAAAAGUUUCAGAAGUAGUACCAUUCUUUUUCUAGAACAAAAUGGUUGACACCUACCAUUUUCUUUCAACCUAACUUAAUCUCACUCUUUCAGAGCACAGUGGCACCCCCAAACAGAGCUCCUGAUGCCGUGAUGACUGACACCACAACAAGGGACCAGGUGUGUAUUUCUGAUUGGGUCUUUCAUCGAAGGGAUACACUGAGUAGAUUUUUACUACGAGUGCCCCUACUGUUAGGAUUCUUUCAAAAGAUGACGCAUCAAACAAGUAUCCGUAAUGGCUCUACAUGAGGCCAAAUCUCAGGAUAUUUCUAAAACGAGUGACAUGACAUUGAUUCCACGCUUUCAGGCUGCCUUGUAUCGUCUGAGUGGGGACUGGAACCCCCUCCACAUAGACCCCAGCUUUGCAGCAAUGGGAGGUGAGUCUUCUAGCCUGGUGCCAGAUCUUGGCUAUCAUGUCAACUCCUUGUCAUGCCAAAAGAAGAGUGCCAAGGAGUUGACAUGAUUGCACAAACAGAUCUGGCACCAGGCUUUGAGUCUUCUGUAUUAAUAAACACUGCACAGUGUUGUGCAUGAUAUUGUAGUACAUCAUAAAGACAUCUUCUCUCCAUUUCAGGAUUCAAAUCCCCUAUUCUGCAUGGCCUGUGCUCCUUUGGCUUCGCGGCUAGACAUGUGCUGAAGCAGUAUGCCAACAACGAUGCCUCCAGAUUCAAGUCCAUCAAGGUGAAGCAUGAUCUUGGCAGGAACAGUCAUAGAAAUCGAAUGAAUAGAACGGCCGUCCCAUUCAAGUCAAUGAUGGCAUAAUGGUUGAACUGGCGGCCAUUGCAAGUGUACCCAUAGGAGCAAAGCGGGAAGUGAACCCAUCAAUCUGUGCUGUGAUUUGUUGUCUGCUCAACUGACAUUUCAAAAAAUAUAUUAAAUUGCAUGAGCCACAUCAGUUAACAUUCUACAUUACCAUGGAAAUUAUUGCAUCACAAUACCAGGCAGCCAUUGUGAGUGUACCCAUGAGUUUACCAGUCAAAUUGCCAGGGUUAGAGGUUCCAAGCCCAUUCUAUUUCUAUGGUAACAGUUCCCUAUCUUUUUGGAGUUAUUCAAAUUAUAGGAGCUUGGCACUUAAUCAAGAGAAAUCAGAACACCCUACCGUUGCACUUACACUUGUCUCUUCACUGUCACUGACUUUGCUGUUAGCUGCUUUAUCGAGGAAGGUUUGACUUAUGACUGUGAGAUGUGGUUAUCUCACCUAGCUACCUUAAGAUGGAUGCAUUAACUGCAAGUCACUCUGGGAAAAGAGUGUUUGCUAAAUGACUAGAAUUGAAAAUGUAAUCCGCUAUGUUUUUAAACUACCUUUUUCCUGGUCACUACCGUAUCCCUCAGGUUCGCUUUGUAAAGCCAGUGCUACCAGGCCAGUCCCUACAGACCGAGAUGUGGAAAGAAGGAAACCGAAUUCACAUUCAGUGCAAAGUGAGCAGUUUUAUCAUGUUUGUGCGAGAGGUUAAUAGUGAUCCAUUAAGAAUGAAACAAUUACCCAAAUUAAGUCCAGUAACCUCUUUCCAUGCGAUACAGAAUAUCCAUGUUGUUAAAUUGAUUGAUUGGCUCGUGUCUUAUUCCUCAGGUCAAAGAGAGCGGUGCUGUGGUUCUGUCAGGUGCCUAUGUGGACUUGUAUGCUGCUACAGAUGGCUCCCCACAAGUUCUUCUGGAGGUAUGUCAGUCAGACUGUAUUCAUGUGUGAUGCAAAAUCCCAAAGUUGGAAAUGACCGAUCACUAGUUUUUCCUGUUUUGAACCCUUCUAGUCAGGGGGACUCAAGAGUGAGUUGGUGUUUGCUGAGAUCGGCCGUCGCAUUAAGGACCUGGGGGCUGAGAUGGUGAAGAAGGUCAAUGCAGUGUUUGGCUGGGAGAUCACCAAAGGGGGAAACACUGCAGCCCAGUGGAGUGAGUGAACCCUGGUUGCUUUCCAAGUCCUCCUGUCAAUCAAUGCAGACAUGUUGAACCUAUGGGACCAGCUUCCCGGGCCAUGAUUAAGCCAAGUCAUGGACAAAAAAUUAUUCUCGAUGGAGAAUUACCAUUGUGCGCUUUAGUCCAGCACUAAACUUAAUCUGGAUCUGGGAAACUGGCCCAUAGUGUGAAUGCCUCAACUAUCAUUUCAUUAUGCUCUCUCGCUCCCCCCCCCCCCCAGCCAUUGAUUUGAAAACUGGAGCUGGAGCCUUGCAUAAGGGCCCAUACAGUGGCAAAACUGACGUGACCUUCACUGUAUCUGAUGAUGACUUCAUGGAAGUAGUGAAGGGAAAGCUCAACCCUCAGAAGGUACUGACAUCUUCUCCCCAAGCCUUUACAUGCCUGGCAACAUCUGUAAGAUACUGUAGAAAGCUGCAAGAUGAGUCAGCAGAGAGAACUGCCAAUGUGUAGCAGCUUCACACUUCAAAGCUUUUUUAAAACUACAAGUACAUCCCAGUAAGAGUGGGUUUUCUUGCCAGGAAUGAGCCUCAUUUCACCUUUUCAUUGUUUUGUGAAUUUAGAUCAGGGAUGGACAACUGGCGGCCCUCCUUUUUGUAGGCUCGCGGAUCAAUUUCCCUAAAAUAAAAACAAUACAAUUGGUGGGUGGGGGGGAACUCAGUCGGGGUCUCAACUUAAUGUUUGUGAGUUAGAAUAGUAGAAUACACAAGGUGACAUUUAGAAAUUUGGUUGUGCAUCAGCAGUUUUUCUCGACAACGUUUCACUUAGGGCCCCCGAAAGGCUAAGGUUGGCUCUGUGUGGGUAUGCAGACCCGCCAGCCACUGCAUCCCCUCGUGUCUUCCAUUCCUGUGGUGGUCCUCAUGAGAGCCAGUUUCAUCAUAGUGCUUGAUGGUUUUUGCGACUGCACUUGAAGAAACUUUCAAAGUUCUUAAUGUUCCGUAUUGACUGACCUUCAUGUCUUAAAGUAAUGAUGGACUGUCGUUUCUCUUUGCUUAUUUGAGCUGUUCUUGCCAUAAUAUGGACUUGGUCUUUUACCAAAUAGGGCUAUCUUCUGUAUAACCCCCCUACCUUGUCACAACACAACUGAUUGGCACAAACGCAUUAAGAAGGAAAGAAAUUCCACAAAUAAAAUUAACAAGGCACACCUGUUAAUUGAAAUGAAUUCCAGGUGACUACCUCAUGCAGCUGGUUGAGAUAAUGCCAAGAGUGUGCAAAGCUGUCAAGGCAAAGGGUGGCUAUUUGAAGAAUAUCAAAUAUAUAUUUUGAUUUAACUUUUUGGUUGCUACAUGAUUUCAUAGUUUUGCUGUCUUCACUAUUAUUCUACAAUGUAAAAAUAAAGAAAAGCCCUUGAAUGAGUAGGUGUCCAAACUUUUGAAUGGUAGUGUGUGUGACCAACCGAUGCAUAUCUGUAUUCCCAGUCUUGUGAAAUCCAUAGAUUAGGGCCUAAUUUAUUUAUUUCAUUUGACUGAUUUCCUUAUGAACUGUAACUCAGUAAAAUCUUUAAAAUUGUUACAUUUUAUGUGUUCAGUGUAGAUCCAGGAAGCCCUUAGCUCAUGAACAUAAUAUUGGGUUGUAAGAGCAGAGAUGUUUCCCGGACUGAAAGUGACCUGAGCGUUUAUUUGUUCUUCCAGGCGUUCUUUGCAGGCAAGCUGAAAGUACGAGGGAACAUCAUGCUGAGCCAGAAGCUGGAGGUGAUCCUUAAAGACUAUGCUAAACUGUGAGGCUGAGCCACAGGAGAACCACUCAGUUAUCAUAUCUUCCUUGUUUGCUUCACUGAGGUAACGGCAUUAAUUGCGAACGUGCAUAAAGAUGGCAGAAUUCACAUGACGUCAUUGUUUUUAACACGAUCCACUGAGUUUUACAAUGUGUCAAUAAAUCAGCACAAUGUACUUUUUCGUUUUUUUCAAAUUGCAGGCAUCUCGAAGAUAAAAUUGGGAUCAUGUAUAAUACGGCGAAUUUAGCUAAAUGCAUGGGGACCGCCAUCUGUAUGCAUCUCCGCUAAUGCACUAAUCUGACCUGGAUUUCACUGCAUGUGAAUACUUUGUUGGUUUUUUUUUUGGUCUGAUUUAAUACUAUUUCAACUAAUGUAUGGAUACAUUACACUGAUGAUAGAUGAGUUUGUAACCUGGGGCUGCGAUCAUGAUUCAGAAUGAUUUGUACUUUGACGGUGAUAAAUGUUUUAUGAUGAGAGGAUAGCGCCUAUGUGCAAUGCCAGAUGCAGUAGGAUUUUCUCUUAAAUGUCAAGCUGGGGUGCAUGGGGCCAAUAAAUGACUGAUGCAGAACACUGGGCUAUGCAGUAUGUGGGAUAAACUGGACAUGAACAGUACUAUAGUGACGGUCGCUGUUUUCAGGGCAAUGAAGAACAAAGGCUAGCAGAUGGCACUACAUAUUUCUGCUCCCAGAUUAGGCCUUGUAUAGGUUGUAUUUGGUAUCAAUGUUUUUUUGUUGCUUCAAGUGACCUGACUCCAAUGCAACCCAAAUGAAAUCUACAUUAACAAGUUACAUGUAAUAAAAAUGUAGCCAUAGUGUUGGCUUGGUGCAACAUGGUUCACUAUUCAUUUCUAAUAAAUGUUAUGCACUUUGUGGUUUUAAUGGGGAU